CCAUGUCGUCACCGCACGUGCCCCCGUCUGACGUCACGGCCCGGGCCCCGCCCCUCGCCAUGGCGGCGCCCUGCGCGGAGAUGGAGCCGGCGGCGCCUCCUCCGUCCCCUCCUCCCACGGCCGCCGCCGCCGCGCCGGGCUCGGCCGGGCUCGUGUGCGCGCAGGGCCGCAACCUGCGGGCGGUGCUGUGCCAGCGCUGCGGCUCCCGGGUGCUGCUGCCCGGCGCCGCCACCUUCGCCCGCCGUGAGCUCCUCCUGCCCGCCAUGAGGAAGAAGGCGGCAGCGGCGGCGGCGGGCGGCGGCGGGGACGUGCUGCGGGAGCACUGGCUGGUGCGCGACAUGUUCUCCUUCGAGAACGUGGGAUUCACCCGCGACGUGGGCAACGUCAAGUUCCUGGUGUGCGCCGACUGCGAGGCGGGGCCCAUCGGCUGGCACUGCCUCGACGACAAGGACAGCUUCUACGUGGCGCUGGAGCGCGUGGCCCACGAGUGACACCGGCCGCGGGCCCCGGGCCGGGAGCUGGGCCCGACCGCGGGAGCUGCGACAGCUCCGGGCCGGGCAGCGCUGCGGACUGACCCGGCCCGGGGCACUGACCGCGGCUGGUCACCCCAGAGCCCGACUGACCGCAGCCUGCCUGCCCCGUGUCCUGGUGCCCCGUGGCCUGGCUGGUCACAGCUUGCCUGCCCCGCGGUGUGACUGACCCAUGGCCCAGCUGUCCCCCCACAUCCCAGAUCCAGCGUCAGGAACUGCAGCCCCGGCACAGCCAACCCCUCACCUGCACCCGCGUGGGAAGAGUGGUGGUGGUGGGAGGGUUUCCUGUAACCUGCAGGGACAGCUGGCCCUGGCAGUGUUGCCAAGUGGCCUGAUCUGCUCCUGCUUGACUACUCUGCCCCUUCCCUGGGGAUUACUGUUGCUCCCAGGGACUGAGGUGCCUCUCAGGCUGAUGGCCCUGUGACACCAUGUAAAUGGGGCACAGGGACAGGGCAGCGGGGGGACGGGACUGCUGCACUGAGUCAGCAGCUGAAAUUGUCUGACCUGCAGGCAGAGCAAUUCCCRUGUUUAAGGCUGAAUCUUCUGUUGAUUAUCAGAAGGAAUGUUCCCUGCCCCAAGCUCUAACAUUURUGUUCUCCAGAACCUCAUCCCACCUGACAGCUGUACUCUGAGAGGUACAGCACCCUGAAGGGAGUGUAAGGCAUUCCAGCUAACGCGUACAAUUCUAUUAACUGAGUACUGGAAGUAAAAUACAGGUAGAAUGUGCAGACAGCAUGGGCUGAUAGAACAGCAAAUACAGAAAAUGUGCCAGACCAUAGUAUCUUUAAGCAGCAAGAGUGAAGAGAUUCCAGCCUGAAAAGGAUUUGAAUCAUUGGACAGGCAGUGCUGAAGCUUGUCAGAACAGCCUUGUUUUGUGUGUGUUAAACAGAGAUGGCAGGAAGGAAUUUUCUCUUCUAUAAAAGCAGGUGCCAAGAGCAGUCUGGAAUAUUGUGACCUUUUAAAAACUGGGCACAAGCUGAUUAAAAGUAGAAGGAGGCUACAGCAGCCGUGGUUCUCACUGCAUUUAUCACUGCUGGUAAUCAUGGCCCAGUUCAUUCUCCAUUGCUAACCCCUGUAUGGGUGACAGAACAGCUCUCCAGGGAUGCUCUGGGGUCCCUGGUGCUGUGCCUUUCUGGCACAUGUCACUGUCCUCUGUUCGUAAACACAGCUGUGAAGGGACAGCUGUCACCAUGCUGGGAUGAUGGACUUGUUUGUGCCACCAAACUCAAGGUGCAAUGUAGGUGGGAAGAACCUUUCCCUUACCCCUCUAAUGAAACAAUUUUGCUGGCUGCAAAAGGAUUCUGCAAGGCAGGCAAAGCUUUGGAUGAGUCUCCAGAAGAGGCAUCCUGACAGUGUCAGAGGCAGGAACAAGUCCCUUCUUCCUGCACUGCUUGAGCACCUGCACUUUUAAGAUUUGGAGACUCUGCCUUAAUGUGGAACAACCCAGAUGYUGGCUGUUCUGGGUCUGCUCCAUCAGGAGCCUCUGCUAUAGGAUUUGUCAGGGGAAGGAGAGAGGCAGAGUUGUGGUCUGAGGGCUCAGGCUGGAGCAGGAGGCGAAUCCUGUGCUGUGUCCUUGAUAAAUGUGUUGGAGGCACAUUUGUCAUGGAAACUGCUUCUUCCCUCCUGCUUUUCCUGUCUCAGCCCUCAGCCCAGGCACAGCACAGGUUCAUCAAGGACAAGAAUCUCAAAGGACAAGAGAGCUUCAGCUGGCCUCUGCACAGGCAUGGCAGAAUGGUGGGAUCACGUCACAGAUUUCACACUUUCAUGUGGAUUGUUGUCUGUUAGGGGAUGUGUUCUGACCUGUAACUCCCCAGUUAUUGUCCAUGUUACUUAAAUGUACCRUGCUGCACAAGCUUCCUUUUGAAGGUGCCGCUGUGCAGAGCAGACUGUGGAAAUCAGCUUGGCUAAUGCUGAGUAAAUGACCUCCAAAAAAAUGAUCCAUGUGAAUUCCUGAGUGGUGGGUGGCGCUGGGAUGGAGCUGGGGGGCRGUGGCAGCUUUCCCAGUUGGUCAAACACUUGUGGAGAGAUGGGAGAGCACAGGUCAAAGGCCUUCACAUCAGAAUGGAACAACUCAGAUCCACCUCAGUGCAGCGCUCGGGGAUGGGAGUCCUGCAAGCUCCUGCUGUUCUUCAGUGGGAGAGGGCAGGUGAAUCCUCUGUGGAUCCAGGUGUGCUCCGUACUGACUCUUAAAACUUAGAUAGGAUCACUUAGACUUGAAAUGCCAAGAAUAAAUGAACAGUCUGAUGGGAAUUUUUGGGAAGAGGCUUUUGUUCCAUGAGAUCUGGGGGGUCUUUCAGCCUCAGGUGAAAGAGUCUUGGGUUCCUGCAGUUUGGAGAGGCCAUGAGAGACACCCCUGCAGUGCAGGUGGCAGGGGCGGAGAGCUGGGGCAGGUGAAGGGACAGCUCCCAGUUUGCACCUGGGCUAAUUCAUGGUCCCAGAGGUAACAGGCAAUGCGGGAAGUGGGGAAAAGGCAUUAUCACUUUGUGGGAUUUGAGCCCUGGCAGUUCCACUGAGCUGUUAAUGGAGCCUUGGGGGAGGAAUGUCCCAGUCAGCAGACAUGGCCUGGGGGAAGAGCUACUGCUGCUCCACAGGACACAACACCAGGCUUGGGAUCUGCUGAAGCUUCAUAAUUUCCUGUGUCAAUGAGAGCUAAUAAAAAUUCACACAGACUCACAAAUAAACAUAAUMUUUUCAUUGCU
Messenger RNA from Malurus melanocephalus (red-backed fairy wren), 3229 nucleotides. It is a transcript of the gene RABIF, whose product is annotated as RAB interacting factor. Gene Ontology annotation, biological process: post-Golgi vesicle-mediated transport; small GTPase-mediated signal transduction. The transcript has 2 exons. Gene Ontology annotation, cellular component: cytosol; membrane. The coding region runs from base 3 to 491 and encodes 162 amino acids. Gene Ontology annotation, molecular function: zinc ion binding; guanyl-nucleotide exchange factor activity. The record is from RefSeq and is a predicted model, not a curated record. Lineage: Eukaryota; Metazoa; Chordata; Aves; Passeriformes; Maluridae.